AAAUAUCUAUUUGAAAACCAUUCUAACGGUCUUGAUCAAACAAUUGCUUUCCCACAGUAAUUUUUGCAAUCACCCUACGGGCUAUUUCCAUACAAUAAUUUUGCAGCCCACUAUUGAUUGGCAUUGGAAUGUCGCACUGACAACUGCUUGUCAAAUGAGAAUGGCAUCAACAACAUGAAAGAUGGGGGAAUCGUCGUCGAAAAAGGACUCAUCUUACACAAACAACUUAGGCAAAGUUCGGCGCUCUCGCAGUGAAUUGAUUCGCAUGGCUCUAGGCGUUUAUUUGAAACAGAAGAAUUAUGUGGCCACCGAAAAGUAUAGAAAAUCAGAUUUCUGUCUAUCGCAGACGCCCAAGCAAUUCGUAUUCAACAAGAUGAUCGACGAAGAUAUUUCCCACUCGAAUUCGUUUCUCUAUUCAAAUGGACUGUGCCUGAAUAAUAAUCACACGACGGUGGAACAACAGUUUACAAAGUUUGUAGAGUUUGUACAAAAGCAAAAGGAACCCAUAAAGGAAGAACUCAGCAAUCUAUUCGGUCCUCUCAUCUGCCAUCUUUACAUCGAAUUACUUAAAGGGCGCGAAUGGAAACCAGCGUGGAAUUUUCUUCGAAACAACGCUCAUCACGUGGCAUCGGUUGAAAAUUUGAAUGCACCCCUCCCAAACAAGGUGAACGGAUGCUCAAUUAACAGCAAUUCCCACGAAGAAUCCUCUUCAUUUCCGAACGCCACCACACAAAUUCUCUUCUGCAGUGAAUCUACCGAAAAUCCUCAUCGAGAUCACUUCCGGGAUCUCAUUCAAAGCCUCUCAACGUGUUUGCGUAUUGAAUUAUGCGAAUCAAAUGAAGCAAUCGGAAUAUUUCGAAGUUCGAAAUAUGAGCUAGAAAUUAGUUUAGAAGCAGUUAACAUACUUAAGCAGUAUUUGAGCAGACAGGGACACGUCCUGAUCCUAAAUAUUUUUCAAACUUGGAUCUACUUAGAUAUAGUUGAUAUAAAGGCAGAAGAAGGAAAGGGGAUGUUCAAUUUGCAAGAGGUUGUAGAAGAUAGAGUUGACCCUUCGACCAGUAAAGAAGUAAGCAUUCAACGUAGCAUAAAACAAGAAGACGCCGGAGAAGGGACAAGUAAAUCAUCAAAGGGCACAACCGUGCAUUUGAGACAGCUAAAACAUUCAGUUCAUCGGCUGAAGAAAAUCGAGACGCCGAUUCGGACCAUGAAAAUUAGCGAUCCAACACAAAGCCUCGCUUGUGGCUCCAUGGAUCACACAGAAUGCCACGUUGUAGCUGGCUUCAAUAAUACGACAAUAAAAAUUUGGCAAUUGGACAAAAAAACAACGGCGGGCAGAAGUUUGUACAAAAAAUCUAAAGAAAAUUUUUGUGAUUGGAAUGUAAGUAAGUUAGUGGAAGAAGAUGAUAGUUCCUCGGACAAUGAACAAUGCUCAAAUCUCAAUCCAUUACGGAGUGCACCGUAUUCGUAUAAGGCAAUCAGAAGGAAAGAAUAUUACGAUCAAAAGUGUGAUGACAAUUCCUUCGAUGAUUUUGGUGGAGUGACUCUUCGCGGACACAGCCGAGGAGUUACCGAUGUAGUUUUCUCUUCACAUCAUCCGUUGUUGUUUAGCGUAUCGAAAGAUUCAACGAUGCGCGCAUGGAAAGCGGAUAAUUAUUCAUGUGGAGCGAUAUACAGAGGCCACAACUAUCCCAUCUGGUGUGUAAGCGAAAGCCCUAUUCCAAAUUACGUUGCAACUGGAUCUCGAGAUUUUACAGCGAGGCUUUGGUCAGCCGAUCGGGAGUGUCCUCUGAUCACCUACGUUGGGCAUACACAAGAUGUUGAGUGCAUCGCUUUCCAUCCAAAUGGCAAUUACUUAGCAACCGGUUCUUGUGAUAUGUCUGUUAGACUUUGGUCGAAAACCGACGGAAAAGUUUUACGAGUGUUUGCUGAUUGUCGAUUUCCAGUAACUUGCAUUGCAUUUAGUCCAAACGGAAAACUCUUGGCUGCUGGUGGCGAAGAAACGAAAAUCCGAAUAUUUGACUUAGCUGGCGGUUCACAACUGGCAGAAUUGAGGGAUCAUUCGGCCUAUGUUUCAAGUAUGGCAUGGAACUCGUCAAGUACCAAGUUUGCUUCAUGCUGUGUGGAUGGUAGUGUACGGGUUUGGGAUGUUUCGAAGAUGACGACCAGUGAUGCGCCAUCACAGUCGUCCUCAUUAUCGACUAGUACCAGGCUUUUAUGGCACAUGUCCGGAUGUAAACGUUUAGUGAAAGUGCUGUUUCAUUCCACCGACAAUGUGACGACGAUUGGUGGGACGUGAACGAUAAUUUUAAGUUAUUGUAAAAAGACUGUAAGUUAUUCUAUAUUUUAACUAAUGUUAAUUUAUAAUAAAACCUAAUUGAA
Hermetia illucens (black soldier fly) is the source of this 2379-nucleotide messenger RNA. It is a transcript of the gene wda, whose product is annotated as TAF5-like RNA polymerase II p300/CBP-associated factor-associated factor 65 kDa subunit 5L. Bases 182 to 2296 code for a protein of 704 amino acids. The record is from RefSeq and is a predicted model, not a curated record. The transcript has 8 exons. Gene Ontology annotation, molecular function: RNA polymerase II general transcription initiation factor activity; protein binding. Lineage: Eukaryota; Metazoa; Arthropoda; Insecta; Diptera; Stratiomyidae.